CACCACAAAAAGAAAACAGGGCAACACAGAAAAAAAACGUCAAUGGCGACACGGCACAGAUCGAUAGAUCAUGUUCACCGAAAAGGGAAUCUUUCCCAUAGGCGAUGGCCUUUUGGAUGUAGAUGCCGAACGCUUUAACGGAUUGCUCGUGUCGCAUGACAUCAACGAGAUCUACGAGGUGGAACAGACGCCGUUUGCCAGGGGCAAAUUCGCCGCCGUUCGCCGUGCCAUUCACAAGAACACGGGCUCCCAUUUCGCGGCAAAGUUGUUGAAGCGACGCCGACGCGCACAGAGCAGCGACAAGGAGAUCAAACACGAGAUCGCCGUCCUAAUACUCUGCGAGGGCGAGGAGAACAUUGUCAAUCUGAAUGCGGUGCACGAGACCCGUUCGGACACAGCCCUGCUGCUGGAACUGGCCACUGGUGGCGAGCUGCAGACCAUACUGGACAACGAGGAGUGCCUGACAGAGGCCCAGGCCCGCCACUGCAUGCGAGAGGUGCUGAAGGCUCUCAAGUUUCUCCACGACCGAUCCAUUGCCCACCUGGACCUCAAGCCACAGAACAUUUUGCUCGCCGGCGAGCGUAUAGAAGAUGGCCUCAAGCUCUGUGUCUUUGGGAUCUCGCGCGUUGUGUGCGAGGGCAUCAAUGUCCGCGAGAUGGCCGGCACACCCGACUACGUGUCCCCCGAGGUGCUCCAGUACGAGCCACUCUCCCUGCUGACGGACAUCUGGUCCGUGGGCGUUCUCACCUAUGUCUUGCUCUCCGGCUUCUCGCCCUUUGGCGGGAACACCAAGCAGGAGACCUUCCUCAAUAUCUCGCAGUGUGCGCUCACCUUUCCGGACAACCUAUUCGGUGGCGUCUCGCCAGUGGCCAUCGAUUUCAUACGCCGCGCAUUGCGAAUUAAGCCAAACGAUCGCAUGAGUGCCGCUGGAUGCCUGGAACAUGUCUGGCUGAAGGAUGAGAGCUCGAUGGAUAGACAACUGUAUCUGCAGGCUCAGAGCGAUGCUGAAGAGGAAGAGGAAGAGGAGGAGGAAGAAGACGACCUUGAGGAUGAGGAAGCCAGUGGGAGGAGCCAGUGGCCGAGGAGAAGGCAGAGGAGCAGGAACAGCAACAGCAGUCACAGGAACAACAAAAGCAACAGAAGCCAAGCAGUGGCAGCAACAAACCCACGCACAAUGGCCACCAUCGGGCCCACAGCAAUGGGAGCAGUAGCAGCAUCUCAAAGAUACCCAUUGCCACCGGGAAGCUCCUGGGAAGCCCCAUAAGCAGCACCAGCACCAGCACAGAGACAACGACAGCCAUACACACGCUGACCAGCAAUGGACACGGACAGAGCAACACGGUCUGCCUGUCCGCCAAGCC
Molecule: messenger RNA, 1361 nt
Organism: Drosophila miranda
Lineage: Eukaryota; Metazoa; Arthropoda; Insecta; Diptera; Drosophilidae
Product: death-associated protein kinase related-like
Exons: 2
Coding region: 71-1264 (397 amino acids)
Biological process (GO): positive regulation of apoptotic process; protein phosphorylation; intracellular signal transduction
Cellular component (GO): nucleus
Molecular function (GO): ATP binding; protein serine/threonine kinase activity
Source: RefSeq, a predicted model, not a curated record